CAGCUUGUGCGGCUCACGAAAAUUCAACUCUCCUUCACUCGACAAUAUUCAUCAAUGCCAUGAGCGAAAACAAAGUAUGACUAGGUCAUCCCUCGCUUUCCUCCGCCCCUACCUCAGUCAUGCGAUUGCCCCUCGGUACACGCCGGACGCUGUACGGGUAUAUUGCGCGGUCCAAAAACGCUUCACAAGCCAAGGCGUGACAAAAGAACACGAAGGACCUGUUGACGUCGGAAAACAAAAACGACUCGAUCAAUUGCGCAAUUUGAAGCCAUUGGGAGCGUUCCACCCAAGGUUGGGGUCACAAAUAGACGUAGAGCCGCUGUCCGUCCAGAGCUUCUACUCCAAACAUGGCCACGUUGAGAAGACGGUGCCUGACCUCGUCUCGGUUCUCGGAAGAGUGCGGUCAAUACGGGUGCUGAGCUCAAAACUCAUGUUUGUCGACAUUGAGCGCGCGGGCCAUAUCCUUCAAGUCAUGGUUGAACGGAAAAAGCUUGAUAUGGUCUUUCGCCAAGGAGGCAUCAAAGACUUCCAGGCUGCUACCCGCUCUGGUGACUGGGUGUCUUUCACAGGUCAUCCAUCUCGCUCAAGUACAGGGCAAGUGCAGCUGGUCGCCUCACAGCCACCCGAGAUCGUGGCGCCUUGCCUACAUCAUCUGCCUGGAAAGGUGGAGAAUCCCGAGCUGCUCGCUCGUCAUCCUCACAUCCAUCAGCUCACCAGCAAAGAGCCUGGAGAGAUUCUACGGUUGCGUGCCACCAUCAACGAUCAUAUCCGCAAGUCCUUGUCGAACGAUGGUUUCCUGGAAGUGGAAACCCCAAUGUUCGAUUUCCGGGCUGGGGGGGCGAUUGCUCGGCCGUUUCAAACGGUAGCAAAUGAGCUGUCCAAUACCCCUCUUCGACUCCGGAUAGCACCGGAGCUCAAUCUCAAGCGUCUUAUUGUGGGAGGCCAAGAUCGAGUGUUCGAAAUCGGCCGCUCCUUCCGAAACGAAGGCGUCGAUAAUACGCACAACCCCGAGUUCUCCACCUGCGAGUUCUACGAAGUCGGUGCCACACUCCCGCAACUGGUCGAGCGAACGGAAAAGUUGGUGCGCGGCCUUCACGACACCAUCGAGUCGCUCCGCUCGACCCAAUUUCGAAGUCUGAAAUCCCCCACCGACAUCGACUUCUCCACACCUUUCAAGCGCCUCCCCUUCAUCCCCACAAUCGAAAGGGAAUGCGGCCGCAGACUACCCAACCUGUCCUCCGAAACAGCAACACAAGACAUCCUCACAUUCUUUCAGGACCUCAACAUUCCCGUGCCAACGAACCCAACACUCCCACGCCUCCUCGACGUUUUGGCAGAGACAUACAUCGAACCCCUCUGCCAAAACCCCACCUUCAUAACCUCCCACCCAGAAGCCCUCUCCCCACUCUCAAAAUCCUACCCCGACCCCUCAUCAAACGACCAACUAGUCGCCGCCCGCGUCGAGCUCUUCAUCAACGGCCGCGAAUACGUCAACGCGUACGAAGAAGAAAACUCGCCCUUUGAACAGCGCCGCAAGUUCGAGCAGCAGCUUGCGCUGCAGCCUUCCAGCGACGUCGACCUCCGCGACAAAGAAAUCGACGAGAGUUACCUCGAGGUCCUCGAGUGGGGCAUGCCGCCUACGGGUGGCUGGGGCUGCGGCCUCGACCGCCUUGUCAUGCUGUUCUCCGGGAAGAGGAGGAUCGCUGAUGUGCUGCCGUUUGGGACGUUGAGGAACGUGGUCAGUAUUGCCAAGAACGGUGCGGAGAAGAAGUAGAACGUCACCAGUGUGUGUAUAGUGUACUAUAUGUAGGAGUAUGAUGGAACCUUCCUGCUAGCAUCGUGUAAUUGAACAGAUACCCAUUACGCAUUGAUUUCCACUUCCUUCGAUGAUUCUCUCCACGCCAGAAUUCGUAAAGCUCAACCAUACAAUUUUUUUCCUGGACGUUAUAGAAGACUCGUAUCAUCAUAGCAUCCAAGCUCCUCGUCUAACACUCCUUCGUAUUCAAUCCCCACAACGUCAGUCAAGCUCAUCACUCUUAGCAUCACACCUUCAUCUCAUCCUUUUAUCUAUUCCAUAUCAAUUACACCCUCUCUUCUACCCUAGAUAUGAUCUGUUGCCUAGGAGAUUGAUGGUUGGUUCCAAAAUCCCGUUGCACCUUGAGUCUAGUAUCCUAUUUUAUUGCCUGUUUUCCUUGAAAGUGGAUAGAUCAUU
This is a messenger RNA of Periconia digitata, 2212 nucleotides long. The record is from the annotation of a GenBank genome assembly. Lineage: Eukaryota; Fungi; Ascomycota; Dothideomycetes; Pleosporales; Periconiaceae.